AGUUGAAACGCGGUCGUCGAUCGCCUGGUUGCAAUUCUCACGUCGCGUCGGGACGCAAGUAGAAAUCGCGCCCGAGUCAAAACAAAACGUGCUCCCGAAAAAUAAUCGCAUACAAAGUACCUCGUGCGUGUUGGUGUUUUUUUUUCGGGGGGUGCGCGGAGUGGGUGUCUACCACGUGGGUUAAGAUGGGGUAGAUACGCAACUGGAAGUGUCAAGUUACGGUUGACAAGUUUUUUAGUGGAUAGGGUGAUUGGGAAUUCCGGUGUUCGAUACCAACUUGAACCAAAACGUCAAAGAUAUUUCCAUGAAAAACAUUUUAUUCAUGUUAAUAGAUCAAUAAUGAAGAACAAGUAGUGAAAAAUUCAAGUGAACUAUUUUUUAAAGAGUUUGAAAUAUAUUCUAUAACGAAACUUCUAAAUAUGUACUUCUAUUCAGUGACUUCCGAUUUAGAUUUCCUCUAUUUGAAACUAAAUCUAAACUAAAAGUGCUUAAAACUAAAGCUUCAUUAAAUAACAUGAGAACCUUUCAGUGAGUGAAGUGCCAAAUAGUGGACAAUGCGCGAUAAAUGGACUAAAGCUAAUUUAAGGAUAACGGAAGGAUAACAGCGGGACUAUCCAGGACAACGGCGGUUUUCCCGCCACAUUGUGAUACUAAAAGCAAGGGGCAGGAUACGAUACAGAGAAGGACUGCUAAAAAAGGGAUUCUUGUAAUGUUAUUCUAUAGGACUCGAAGGAUGCAUUCGACCGUAAUUACAAGGAAUAUUGGCAAAGUAAUCGAAGGAUAACUGUAGGAUUCGAGUCAAAGUAAUUGUAACGUUAGAAGAAUAAUCACAUGAUGUUUCCUGGGUGUAUUAAGACUCCUAGGUCGGCGCAGGGGUCAACUGAUGAUAUCACUAAGCAGACAAAAAGUAUAGUACAGAUUUACUCAGAUUGGGCGAAUCAUUAUCUUGAAAAAGCGAAAAGUAAAAAACGAGUUAGCUCGUUGGCGUCCGAUUGCAGUGAUGGAGUUCUUUUGGCUGAAGUCAUCGAGUCAGUCACAUGUCAGAAAAUCGCAGAUAUUCAGAGGAAACCAAAGACCCCCACUCAGAUGUUGGAAAAUAUCAACGCGUGUUUAUCGUUUCUUCACAGCCAGCAUGUCGCCGGUAUCGAGAAUGUUUCGGCGCAAGAACUGCGAGAUGGCAAGUUGAAGGCCAUUCUAGCGCUCUUCUUCGCUCUCUCAAGACAUAAACAAGCGGCUAAAACUGGCGGCAGACACCAAGUCACCGCGCAACAGCAAGAGAUGACUCCUAACAGAUCUUCGGCGAUAGUUCAUAAGGGAAACAGUAGUAUUCCUUUACCAGGUUCAUCGUUACCAGCUCGGAGAUGCCCCCCGGACAAAGUUCGACCGGUUGCAGGCAGCAGCCGAAGUACCAGUCCUGCAAUGUCCAUGAUACCUAGAGCUCCACCCACUCAAAUAACCAGUCCGUAUCAGAGCAACAACCAAUCUCAAAAAAAUUCAAUGUUAGAUAAAUUGAAACUUUUCAAAAAUAAUGAGAAACCAUCUCCUGCUAGUAAUGGUAAAAGAACCAGUAGUUCCAGCGGGGUAUCUUCAGCUAGAAGUGAACGGAGUGACUCAAGUAUAAGUCUUGAACCAAACGUAGAUCUAAAACCAGUUCGUAAUACCUCUAGAUUAAAACAAACGAGACCAGGAAAACCGACUCAGGUUAAAAAUAGUCCUAAUGCUACCAAAAAGGAAGUUAUAACAACCAACAAGUCAAACAAAACCGCAGCUGAUGUCGAAAAACAUGCUUACAAAGUAGCAAAUCUUCCUAUGACUAAAAUAGCAGAACCAAAAAUAAGAGUUGCGGUGAGUAAAGAAUCGGUUCCUAAAUCGACGCAUUUACCAGUACUUAACGGAGCCGCACAACCAGUUCCUGGAACCGGCAUACCUAAACCAACUGCCGCAGUAAAAGGAACUAGUAAAAUCACAAGAGAUGCUAGCGUAAGCUCAUUCAAAGGACCAAAUGGAAUAUCAGUAUCUAGAGAAAGCUCCCAAGUAUCACUAAAACAACAAAAGCCAACUGUAGCUCUCAUAUCACCAAUAAAGACCGAUAAAGAUUCUACGCAGCUAUCAGAGAGCAGUCAUAGCGCUAGUACAGGUCAUCAUAGUAAUUCUAGUGAAAGUUCGGUUAUAUAUAAACCUUCUAGUGAAAGUGGAUCAGAAUGCCACAACAUUAUACCAAACCGAAAAGAACCUAUAAACUAUAUCACUGCAGUCACCGAUCAAUCGCCGCCUCCACCGGCUCCUCAAACACCUAAAGAUUCUUCAAACGAAGAAGUAAAGCAACAGAAAAUCGACAAAGAAACAAAUCACAUAUCUUACAAUAAUAUACUUAAUAGAGAAAAAUUAGAUCUUCCAAAAGAAACACAAAAAGAUAUCAUUAAUCAUAUCAAAGAUGUAUACUUAGAGGAGAAAGAUGAUAAUUUAUCUAUAGAACCAAUGAGGCCUUUGUUACGAGGUUACUGUAGCACUUUAACUUUGCCGCCCAGACAGAGACAGUACCAAAGGGUACAACCAGACGGUGGAUCGGAUUAUUGUGAAAUAUCUUUAGCUAACGGAUACUUAUCGGAUGGAGAGAUACUCAGAAAUACCGUCGCUAUGGACAUAGCAGAUGGAUAUAUGUCUGAAGGAGGAUCCAUUUUGUAUACCAGGAGAUUACAAACUAUGCCUGCGCAUUUACCAAAUGGUAAUCCCCGUCUCGCCUCCGGCCUCACCGUGUUGACAGAACAGUCCAGUAGAAGGGGAGGCUCUAAUGAGUCUCCCCCUCCGCCACCAGCUCCCAGAGUGACUUCCAAAUCUUCUCGCAAUGGUCUUUCUCUACAAGAAUCAAAACACACAUUUUCCGAUGGUAAACAUACCCACCUAGAUUCAAAACACGAAUCCAAACACUCGCAUCAUCAACAGUGGAAACGCUAUACAGAUUCUCCAGGUGUAGGCUCACCACCACCUCCACCUGCACCUGCGCCGGGAAGUCCUACGCAAAGCAGAAGAGAAAGAAGAGCAAGUCCGCAUGGAAGCAGUAGCGGAAAGGAAAAAACUGGAAAGGGUGCUAGAGGAGUGCCGCAAAGCUUCGGAUAUUUUAAACGUAAUGGUACUGGAGUGAACGGUACUGCUAAUGGAAGUAGCAAUGGACAACCUGUGCAAGUAAUCCAUAAUCAGUCUGCGGGAAAAACAGCAUCUGUGUCCGCCGUUCCCAGAACGAAAGUUAAAGUUUCUGGGGGAACUCAAACUUGUUCGAGUGAUCUCCAACAAUCUCACAAAACAAGUCCACCACAAUUCAAGAGUUACUCAUUAACUGGUAAUACCGCUAAUCAACUCAGUCAGUCAGUCAGAGAACGUCUUAUGAUGGGUUCACAAAGUCUUCCAAAGGGUGCUGGUGGAGCGCACCAAGAUUACGGACUGGUUAUGCGGCAAGUCAGACCAAAAGCCAGUGAUGGGUCUCUUUCCGACACACAAGCAAUAGAAAACACCAGUCCAUAUGCUCCUUGGUUAAGACAUAGCAAUACUUAUUCAGUUGCUCCCAGGUUAUCAGAGACGGAUAGUAUGGAAUCUUUGACGAGUUUGCCAGGUCACAGAAGUAGUUUAACACAUACAAGAUUAUUAAGGGAUUCACCAUCAAGGUUAAGUCGAAGCAAUAGUAUAAGAUCUACAAAAUCGGAAAAACUGUAUCCCUCCAUGAUGCACCGAAAUACUGAACCUGAAGCUGAACCGUAUUAUUGUCUACCAAUAGGUAGUUUGAGCCAUUGGUCUCAACCUACCAGUCCAGCUCCUGGUAGCACUAGAACUUUCCCGCUUUCUCCAACACACUCGAGUACUCCGAGGCACAGUUUGCCCAAGAACGAUGAUGUGCACGGAUCUUCAAUCAGCUUGGUUUCAACGGCGUCUAGUUUGUAUUCAUCGGCUGAGGAAAAACAAGCUCACGAAAUUAGGAAACUGAGAAGGGAAUUAACGGAGGCCCAAGAAAAAGUGCACACGUUGACUUCGCAACUCAGCACCAAUGCUCAUGUAGUAUCGGCGUUCGAGCAGAGUCUAACCUCGAUGACUCAGAGACUUCAACACUUGACCGCUACAUCGGAGAAAAAGGAAGCAGAACUUCAAGAACUACGACAGGCUAUGGACGCCCUUCGUGCACAAUCCAUCCAAGCUGGUAUAGGCUCCAGUCUAGCCAGACAACCUUCUUCUGAUAGCGUAUCUAGUCUUUCAUCCGCUUGCAGCCUAGACAAACACGACAAAAAGAAAAAGAAAGGUUGGUUACGGAGCUCAUUCACCAAAGCUUUUUCACGAAAUGCCAAAGUCACCAAAGUACAAUGUCAAAGUGAUACGACGGAAGAAAGGGCUCACAGUCCGCCACCCGUCCAAACUACAGAUCCCGGUUUGGAAGUAGUAGAACUUCAGAAACAACUUCGAGAAAAAGAUUUGGUAUUAACAGACAUUCGAUUAGAAGCAUUGAGUUCUGCUCAUCAAUUGGAAAGUUUAAAAGAUACAGUUAUGAAAAUGAGAAGCGAAAUGCUAAGUUUGAAACAGAAUAACGAACGAUUACAAAGGAUGGUAACGGGUACAACUAAUUUACCGACGGAUUUAACAGAUACGAGAAGCAGUAAUAGCAUUGACGUCUUAAGUGACCUCAUUCCUACCGAGGAUCCAACACCAGAAGUAGAAACCGAUGGUAAACGAAUAGCGAUUUCAGUUUAUUUGGGGCAGCCACAAAGUUUUGAAAAGUAUUAUGCUGAACAUUACGGGUAUGAUGGUUUAAGUGAUAAUGCCAAUACAGAAAUAUCGAUAGCACAUACAAAUAUCGGCGCUUCGACAUCUUGGGCACAACUCGACAACUCUGUAAGACGUGCCUUUAAACAAUAUGUCGCUCGAUUAGAUCCAGGAGGUGGACUUGGUUUAGGAAGUGACGCCAUAGCUAGUUAUAAACUAGGAGAAGCUGAGCGUAAACCCGAUUCCGGUCCGCCAGAUCUUCUUCCUGUUGGAUAUGCAGUCGGAAGAGUGGGAACUUUGCAUGUCGUUUUACAACCAGUAGCAGCCUUAGCCUUCGAAGCCUUAAUUCCAAAAGGAGUAGCUCAAAGAUUAGUUUCAUUAUUAGCCGAACAUAGAAGAUUAGUACUUUGUGGUGCACCAGGCACGGGAAAAACACAUUUAGCUACUAGAUUAGCCGAAUUCCACGCCCAGAGUUUGGGUAGAGAUCCUGCCGAAGCAGUAGCAACUUUCAAUGUCGACAACAAGUCCGGUAAGGAAUUGCGCCAGUACCUUACUCAUCUAAGCGAACAAGCAGCAGGUGGUGACAAUAGUGUACUACCGUGCGUAGUUGUCUUGGAUAAUCUCCAUAAAGCCGGUACACUCGCGGAUGCUCUAGGCUCUCUACCCCGAAAUCUCCCCUGUCUUCUAGGUACAAUGGCACAAAGUGCUUGCUCCGCAACUAGCUUGCAACUUCAACAUGGAUUUCGAUGGGUACUAGUAGCGCCACAUAUGGAACCAGCUCGAGGACUAUUAGGAAGAGUAUUAAGAAGACGAUUAGCUGGAUUAGAACUUGAACAAGGACCACAACCAGAACUAGCAGCUAUACUUGGUUGGUUACCGAGGGUAUGGCAACAUUUGAACGCUUUUCUUGAAACACAUAGUAGUGGAGAUGUUGCUAUUGGACCUAGACUAUUUCUAAGUUGUCCUCUCGAAUUAGACGCAGCACGAGCAUGGUUCGCAGAUGUCUGGAAUUACUCCUUAGCUCCAUAUCUUCGAGAAGCGGCUCGUGAAGGUCUUCAAUUGUACGGUCGUCGUGCUCCUUGGACAGAUCCUACACAAUUUGUCCUAGAAACGUAUCCAUGGCCGGGUUCUCCGCCACAAGGUCUAACUACCAUUUCAGCCAAAGACGUAGGUCUUGAAGUAGGACCAUCGGCCCAAUCAGAAAACGAAGGGGAUCCUCUUUUAAAUAUGCUGAUGAGGCUUCAAGAAGCUGCAAACUAUUCUAGUCCGCAUUCAAACGAUUCAGAUUGUAACAGUCUGGAAUCGAAUUUGACACAUACUAGUAAUUUAGGCACAGAAAGUGUGUCUUAGGAUAUAAAUGUAACUUGAGUGGUACAUGUGAUGACAUUUGGUUUGAAUGGGAAGGAAUAGUUUUUUUGGGUUUAUUACAUUUUAAAUAUAUUUUGAUGCUAUUUCAGUAAAUCCUAUGUCAUCAUUAUAUUUGUAGGUUUGAAGGAAACUGGUCGAUUUUUUUAUAGAAAUCGAUAUUUUUGAAUUGAGCAUACUCAAAUUAUUCAUUAUAUUUUGAAUUAUGAUAUGAAUCUGCUUAGAAAUUGAGUAGAUUUCAUAAAUUUAUUAGAUACGGUAAUUGAAUAAAAUAUCUUACCAUUAUCAUUUUAAUAUUUCAUAUCAAGACAGGGUAUUAUUUCCUGUUUUCUAAUUAACAUUGUCUAAUGUUAAAUGCAGAAUACAAAAGUGACAAUGUAAUGAUGAACUAGCUACUAAACUUUAAAUCCUAAAUAUGCGCCUCUAUCUAUCUAUUAGUCCAAGAGGUCGUUAGUGCCAGACCAUUGGAUUUUAAUAAAAGCUGAAAGCUCUUCUAUGUAUACCCGCAAUACAUGUAAGAAUGAUUCUCACUCAUGACACCUGCGUAGUGGCUUGGCAGGUACCAGGUAGCAAAUGUGUAUAAAAGUGCAUCUUAAAUGUGUAAUUGUAUAAAAUUCCAGUUUACUUAUAUUUCUUUUGUACCAAUAUAAAAAUUCGCUUUACUCAUUGCUAGACACUUAAUAUGUCGAAAACCCACACCCUUAACUAUUAUAAGUUUUAAUUAUACUUAUAAAAGUUAAAUUUUAUACACUUUCGACGGAAAGUUUCUGGACAAGCUUUUUGUUUACUUUUUAAUUGAAAUAUGGUACAUAAACACGUUAACCCGGCAUUAGACACGUCAAAUAUAGUUACGAGCUGUGAUAUGUGGGGUGUAGCAAACCCCAAAUUGAUUCGGUCAGCGAUGCCUUCCUGAUAUCUAUUUUGGAAAAAUUUUAGUGCUUUUCUGGGCCCUCUUAGUAGGUAAUAUUGAAAUCUUUGUAUAAAAAUAUUAUUUUUUUUAUUGAAUAUUGCACGAAUAUGGACUCUUUUAGAGUAAAAAAUAAGAUGCUUUUUUUAUUUAUUUUCUGAAAAUAUUUCAAUAAAGAUACUAAACAAAUCGAAACAGAAUAUUAUAAAUAAAACUGCAGGCUUUCAAACAAAAAAACCGAAUAAAAUUCUCACUAGUAACAAAAAAGUUAUUGUGUAUUCAAUUAGUACAAUUUUUACAAUAGAUAUCUGCAUGCUCGAGGCAUAAAAAUACGGAUUGUGCUUCACAAACAUAUGUGGUUUUCCUGUCACGUGAACGUGAGCAUUCAGAGCAUCUUCCCUGUUGAUUAAGCCUUGUCUUUUUGGUAGGUAGGCUUACGAUUUUCACCCAAAAGUUUUCUGGUAUUGCCGCGUAAAUCGAGAGCAAGUUUGGGGUUAGACAGCCUUUGUCUCUGAUGGUCUUUGAUUAAUUCCAUACCUAAUGUUUUUAAAAAAAUUCUUCUUGGGAUUCUCUAUCCAUUGUUAUUCUCCCUGUGUAUAAUUAUGCUGUUAAUCCUCACAGUAUUCAGUAAUGAAAAAAAAAUUGUUAAUGGUCAUCUGCGGCUAUUGCGACAUACAUUAAAAGAUGUCGACAAUUCGUCCCCGACAUCCUCUCCACUUUUAUUCAAAUUAUAAAAAGAAAUUAUUUGUGGAAGUUUCUUUCCAGAAUUAUUGUCCACUGAAUCGUCAUAAUGAAGUGAUGAUAUUAGUAACACAACCUUACCCUCUUUAGGGACAUACAAAUCAAUAGUGUAUCCCUCCUGGAAACCAAAUAUACUGGAGUGUAUUUCUCUGCCUUAUCUGGCUUAUUUUUUCUUGUGGUUUCUACAGCAGUUAACUUGUAACGUUCACGUAGAUUGACCAAGAGAGAACUGGUGUACCAAUUAUCGAACGUGAUGUUGCGUUAUGUUCCUGACACUGGAGCAACCUGACAAUUUACUAUGUCUAUAGUAUGAUACACUGAGUUCAUCGAAAAGAGAAUUUUUUAAUUAACUUGUUCAACUAUAAUUUGUGAAAAACAAUAUAAUUUUAACAAAUUAUUAAGUUAUUGUUUUCAUAAUGCCUUGAAAAUGAAGUAAUUUUUUAAAAAGAUAUUCCAAAAAUAGUAAAAUUGAAUUACUCAAUUCAAAAAUAAAUGUUAGAAUAGUAUAUUGAAAUAGAAGUAACAGAAGGCUUUUUAUUCCAGCAAGAGUUCCAAAGAAGAAACGAAUACGAGUGUUUUAUACUAUUUUCUCUUUUUCGGCUUGUUUACAUAUUAUUUAUUUAUAAAAAAACUUUUAUAAAUAUAUAUUAUGGAAAUUACACGGUAAUGUAGGUGGUCGGUUGGUAGCACUGAUUAAUGUUUGAUGAAUAUCAUUUGAAUUUAAAAGUUUGCUUGAGUCAGAAAAAAUGUCGAACGAAGAACUUUAAUUUACACCACCAGAAUUGCGGGACGUGGUCUUCACCGCCAUAAAUAAUUUAUAAGUUAUAAAGGCUCAACAAUGUGAAUCAAUAUCAAAUAAUUGUUUAAAUACUGAUAUAUUAAAAUUGCAAUUAUGUACUUUCGAAACAAUGUUCCACGGUAUAUCAACGACCCUCGCACAUGACCGUAUAAUGACCAGUCAGCUAUCAAAAUAAAACUGUGAGAAAGCGAAUUAAAGCCAACGAUAAAUUCUCACUCACACAUUCCCACUAAACUCUGGUAAAGAGGAAUAGAAUUCCCAUGGAUCAAUUGAUCGCAACGUUUCAUAGAAACUUGCACUAUUGAAAUAUUAUUAUGUUAGUUGAAGAUUUUAAAUUUAUAUUUCUAUGUUGUAUAAAACAUUUUUCAAUAACUCAAAAUGUUUUCUUCACUUAGCCUUUAUAUAUCCGACAAGGGUACUGAAAAAUCUGUCUUAUUUCUAUACACUGUAUCAUCAAGGGUAUAGCUUAAGCUUUUAUUGAUUGCAAAUAUUUUCAGAGCUUACCCUUUACAUAAUAAAUCUUAAAACUUGGUAGUUCUAAAAGUAUAAAUGCAAUAACCUUUGAAGAAUCAAAAUAUAUACUUUACUUAUAUAACUUAUAGCUGGACGUAAACUAUCUGCAAACUACUCUGCUGUUUUGUUGUAUUAAUAUAUAAACUAAAUUUCGCAUCAUUAUUUAACUGAGAACGUCUUCAAUUAGAAUUAAUCUGAAAUUGUCAAAAUUGAAAUGUUGUCUCGAUUUUGUUAUUAUUAUGAUUUUGGAAUAAAAGCGAACAGUUUCAUUUCUGUUUUAACAAAACAGAAAAAAUUAACCUUAAAGUGUAACUUGACUAUAACAAAAGUGCUUAAAAUUGUUCGUUGUAACAUAAAGUUAAAGCCCAAUAUUUAUUUUAUGAAAUAUACACUGAUUUUUAUACAGCGUUUGAUAAAUGAAAUGUCUCAGUGUUUAACUACUACUUGGAAUAUAUGUUUUUGUCAAUCCUUUUAUUUAUUAUCAUUGAAAUAGUAAAAAAUUCUGGUUUUACUAAUAACGGCGAUAUAUUCCAGUAAUGAAUCUUCCUAGACGAAAUUAAUUUUAAUAAUAGUAAUUAAUAAUUAAUUUAGAACAAUUAUGUUUGAAGACUAUAUAUAAAUUUCAUUCAAAUAAUCUUUGCUUAAAAAAAUUAAUAAAUAAAAUUCAUUAAAACAUCAAGAGGGUAUUCAAAAAAAUUAUUUAAAAACAAACCUAUGAAUAAUUCAGUAAAAAAUAAAUUCCUCUAUAAAAAAUUUUCAGUAGCGUGUCUAUCCGUCUACUGCUAUGUUUUUAAUAAAUAGUUAUUUAUACUAUUGACAAGGUUGUACAGAAUAUUUGGAAAUUUAUAUAUGAAAAUGUGCAAAGUCAAGAUAAGUCAACCAGAAACAUAAACACAGUGUGGGAACUUGCAAGAAGAGGUAACAACUACAGUUUAAAGUUAUAUUAUUUUUUUAUGAAAAUCAUUUUCUUGUAAGUAGUAAAGAAAACUAUUUGGAAAACAUUUUCUUAUGUCACUAUCGACUAAGGAUUAUGUUAUGAAUUAAAUCACUUCAAUUUUUUAUUUCAAUUAUCGAAGAUUCGAGUGUCAUAUUAGGCUUUGAUUUAACAGAAUAAAUUCCACAUUUCACCAUAAAUUUGAAAAACUCUGUCAUUGGUGCCCAGCUCCUAAGAAGAAAAAUGAAUAUGCUAGAGUUCAGAUUAUGGAGACCGAAUUUGUGCGCUAAGAGAAGAAUAGUGAAAUACUGUUUACACUCCACUACACUAACACACACGAUAACUUGGUUAUCGAAACGCGCGUCAGACACUGUAAUAGUGGGUGUUGGUGUAGUGUUAGUGUAAACAGUGUUUUCAAUAUGAAUGCUAGGGGUUCCAGAAAUAAAAACUUAGCUAAUCGAAGAAGCCUACAUAUAUCUGUCUCCUUGAAAACCCCAAGGGGAAUCACAGUUGAACAAUACGUGGAGUUUCUUCCUCACCUUCGCCACUACUGUAAACUUACAUAAUAACUAAAUUUUACUAUACAGCCAAACUUCUAAGAAUCCUAUAUUUAUAUUUUGUAUGUGUACAUCACAGGAGUGGGAAGUUAGUGUCACAUAAAUUGAAAAUUAUGAUAUUUUUUAUUAAAAAGAAAAUUAUUAAUAUUACUUGAAAAAAUGCUAAAAAAUGAUUUUGGCAAUAGUUACAUAUAAUAUUAAAACAUCAUUUUUAUUUUGUAUUUUGCAUAUACAAUAUGAAUUUCAAAGCUAUUUCACUAUUUAAAGUAUUUUAGAAAAACCAGAAUCUCUUUUUCAAUUAUUGUUCAAAAGUGUAGGCUUCAAAAUUUAUUGUAAUAUAUUAUAAACAUCAAAACAAAUAUGGGAAAUGAAAAUACAUAUUAUGUCAAUUAAUUAUAAAUAUAUGUUAUUUUCACCAUUUAAUUUUUUUAUUCAGUUAAUUUAAAGUUAAAUUUUAUAGAAAACGUUUAAUAUAAUUCAAAAUUAUCUUGAGAUGAUAUAUGUAUUUUAUUACACAAGGUAAGCACCUUAAUUUUUAGAGCUAAUAAAGACACUGCUUUAUGUAGACAUUUUAUGUAAUAAGGAAACCACAACCCUUUAAAGGGGUAGGAGUGAGUUGAGAAUAUCACCAUUAUACCUAGUCCAUCCCAUAAGAAAACAAGGUCGCUGUUUAUUUAAUUUCGAAUGUGCCCUUUUCAAUACAUUUAAAUUAUAAGGAAUUGAUUAUAAUUAUAAUUUAAAUUAUAAGGAAUAAUUGAUCAUAUUUUUUGUUAUCAAGAGUGUAGAUAAUGGUACAAAUUAUUGAAUUAUCUCGAGAACACCAUUUUGAUGUAGCAAAUUCUUAAAAAAGUAGUUUUUAAAAAAUGCCACAUAAUAAUCUUCACUACUAAUAAUUGUGACCUCGUACCUCAAAACCAAAAAGUUAUUAGUUCAUCUCUUUAAAGGGGUGUAUCUCCUUCUUCUUCAGUUUUGGAAAAAAAGUGUUAAGUAAGAAGUACUUUUAUUAUUUUAGAAAGUGGUACCAACUCUUAAAAUUUACGUAGAACCAUUUUUUAGUACAGUUUCCAUUACUUUCAAUGCAUCAUAAUAUAAAACAAAGUUUUAAGUAAGAAGUACUGUUAUUAUUUUUUAAGUACCACCAGCUAUUAAUAUUAAUGUACAUAAAUCUGUAGCACUUUGUAGUAAAGUUUCUAUUACUUUCAAUGUAACACAAUACACAUUUUUAUACAUAAAGGAGACUGUCAAUACAAAUCAUCAAUUUUUGUUCAUUUUUAGCUUACAGAACUACUUUAUGAGUAUAAGUUCAUUGUUUUAUUUCAAAUUCAAAUAAUCCUCUCAUUUCAUGAAACAAAUUUAUUCUAAAAAGAAUUAACAAUACCUUGAAGUUAAUUAAAAGAAGAAAAUAUUUACUCACAAAGGGGUAUCAUCACCAAGCUACAAUUGACAAAUUCCUCAGGUUUCAAAGUAAGUGUACUUUUUCACAUGAAAGGCAACUUUCAGAUCAAAGCGUUGACUCUGAUUUGAGACAUAUUUUAUUAGUCUAACAUGCAUGUCGAGAACUAAAGUAGUUCAAAUAUUUCUCAUAUUUGUUUUCCCUCUAAGAGUUAUUUGUGAGUUUUUCUGGUCAUGAACGUUUUCUGUAUAUAUGUUAUUUAUAUAUUACACAGAUAAAAAGAUAUGUAUAAUUUGUUUAUUACGUUUAUAUUAACAAUGUAAAUGUUUUUGAAGAACUUUUAUACCAAAAUAUGUAUAAUAAAAACUGCCAUAAAUUAUUAUUU
This is a messenger RNA of Diorhabda carinulata, 12337 nucleotides long. RefSeq names its product protein sickie. Gene Ontology annotation, biological process: neurogenesis; nervous system development. NCBI's taxonomy places the organism in Eukaryota, Metazoa, Arthropoda, Insecta, Coleoptera, Chrysomelidae. The transcript has 20 exons. Bases 832 to 6093 code for a protein of 1753 amino acids. The record is from RefSeq and is a predicted model, not a curated record. Gene Ontology annotation, molecular function: ATP hydrolysis activity; ATP binding; protein binding.